CAAUAAACAGUGUAGUGGUUGAAUGGGCGCAAUUUCAGUGUUUGUGUCUGGGUCUAAAUGGAGAGUUGUCUGUGGUGUUACCAGUUUAAACAAAUGUGAAGUUUAACCAACUAAACCGAGUUACAACUAAGCGGUGGGAUAAACAGCGCCAGCCUGCACCUGAAGUCGCGAGCAAUGUUAGGAAACGGUCUACCACCUUAUGAAGAGAGCUCGUGCUGUUAGCCAGCUAUCAGUUGCUAACUCAGCUGCUUCCCAACAAUGUCUGGUCUUCCACAAAAUAACUUGAGCGAACAGCUGGCCAGGCACAGUAAUGCUGCCCAAAGCAAGCUGUCACUGGCGAAGCCCAAAGCGGGGGCCUUCUCGUUCAAGAAGAAGUCCUCAACAGGUACAACUAAAGUGGAAUUUCCUACCAAGCUUGAAAGACCACAAAAAUCCAAAAUCAACAGCUUCUUUCCUGUAAGUUCAAAAUGCCCGUCCGACUCUCCAGCAUGUCCGACCCCCCCAGCAGAGUCUGGUAAUAAAGUGACUGUGCCCUCAACCAAAGCUGACACUGAGUUAUGCCGUGGCAGUGGAGUCAAUGCCGCAAGUUUGAAUCUGUCUGGAUUUCCUAUGGAUGAUUGGGAUGAUUUAGAUGACUUUGAAACACCAACCAGAACAAAAAAUGACUCGCUCUGCUCAGACGUUUCAGGAAAGACCACCAAGCCAUUGUCAAGUCCUAAUGAAGAGUUCCCAGAAUUCACAUGUAGCAGCAACGCUUAUGAUGCAAAACCAGAGAUGAGCAACAAGAAAUGCGACCAGACUGGUGAGCUGGAGCAUAGUGUCAACAAAGCCACAGUUUCUCCAGUACCUAGUUUGACUCGGGAACCAUCAGAGUAUGAAGUGGCCGAUUCGCCAGUUAAAAUGAGACGCAGAAAUGUUGUAAGGCCUGUAUCAAGUGAUGGCGAAGAGGACACGUCAGACUGUUUCGGAGAUGGAAAAGACAUGAACAAAAAAUGGAUUGAUCCAAACGUGAUAGAACUUAUUGACAACUCGGACCCUGAAGAUGACCUAGAUUUUGUUCCCCCCUCACCUGUGCCUGAUGAAGUAUCUUACACAAGGUCUGCAGUGGAGAUAAGAAACAGCACAACUGCUGCUCAAAGUAGAACGAAUCCUGUUCAGUUAAAGGGUUCUACUAAAUCUGUGCAUGAGCCUUCUGAUGUCCACUCAAAAGACAAAAUGAAUGAGCAGCUCUUCAGUAUCAUGGAGUCUAUUUGUGCUCUGGUUGAUUCCGUCCCUGAACAUGAACUAAUUGCUUUAUCCUGUGGGGACGAGCUUUUACUGAAGCGGGCUCAGAGGAAGAGGAUUCUUGCUACUGGUGGAGACUCUUCUUUCAGGAUGCAGCAGCCAGACAGCACAGUCAUUUCUGAGUCUAGCUUUAAAGAAGCUUCUUAUUCAAGCUCCGGUACACCUACAAACAGCUCUUUGCCUGUGGAGUCAAAAAGACAUCCGCAGCCCAAGAGACCCUCUGUUGUUCCUUUGGACUAUGACUCUGAUCACUCUGUUGUUAGCAGUUUAAACCGUUUUGCCAGGAAGGAAACCAGGACAAUAUGUGUAGAGAAUGAGAGUUUUUUUGACUCUCCAUCAGCCCACAGCUCCAAACAGCCACCUUUUACCGUCCCUGAUAAAUCAGGCACUGACCUCGAUGAUUCUGAUCUCUUCUUCUCUGCCAAGAAACCAGGGGCAGUUGUGCAAAAUAAAUCCGAAACCCCAACUUAUACUGCCCCACGAGAAGCAGAGGCAGACGACUUUUAUGUUGAUGACUUUGACAUAGAUGACUUCAAUGACUCGGACAUCCCUGGCUACUUUGACGAGCCACCAACUUCAUCAGUGUCGAGUCAAAAGUUCAGCACUGUGACUACAACAGUGAAAGAAGGGGGAUCGUCAUGGGAGAAGAAAUCAGUGACACCUGUUUCUACACCGAAAACUCCAAAGAUGUGUUCCCUAGAGCCCACUUUCAAAAACCCAGUCCAUGAUCGCUUCAGAGGGUUUAACUUCCCCCACUCACAAGAGAUGAUGAAGAUCUUUCAUAAGCGAUUUGGUCUUCAUCAGUUCAGGUUUAAUCAACUGGAAGCAAUAAAUGCUACAAUCCUAGGAGAGGACACGUUUGUUUUGAUGCCCACAGGGGGCGGCAAAAGUUUGUGCUAUCAGCUGCCUGCCUGCAUCUCACCAGGAGUAACUGUUGUAAUUUCCCCUCUUAAAUCACUUAUUGUAGACCAGAUCCAGAAACUCACCACACUAGAUAUUCCAGCAACAAGUCUGUCGGGUGAUAAAAGUGACAGUGAAGCUGCGAGGAUAUAUAUGCAGCUUUCCAGGAAAGACCCCAUCAUUAAACUGCUGUAUGUCACACCAGAGAAGGUGAGUGCAAGUAACAGGUUAAUUUCAGCCCUGCAGAACCUGUAUGAGCGACGCCUUCUGGCCCGCUUUGUGAUAGACGAGGCACAUUGUGUCAGUCAGUGGGGCCACGAUUUUCGUCCAGACUACAAGAGGUUGCACGAAUUGCGUCAUAAGUUUCCUAACGUGCCAAUGAUGGCCCUGACAGCCACCGCAACCCCCCGUGUGCAGAAAGACAUCCUCAACCAGCUGAACAUGACGCGGCCACAAGUAUUCACCAUGAGCUUCAACAGAGUCAACCUCAAGUACUAUGUGCUGCCCAAAAAACCCAAAAAGGUUGACGAGGACUGCAUCAGCUGGAUCAAGAAGCACUACCCACGUGACUCUGGCAUUGUGUACUGCCUGUCUCGUAACGACUGUGACACCAUGGCAGAGAGUCUGCAGAGAGCGGGCAUAUUGGCUCUUUCCUACCACGCUGGACUGAGCGAUGGCGACAGGGAAUACGUCCAGACCAAAUGGAUCAAUCAGGAUGGCUGCCAGGUCAUCUGUGCCACCAUAGCCUUUGGCAUGGGUAUUGACAAGCCGGACGUGCGCUACGUGAUCCACGCUAGUUUACCCAAAUCAGUGGAGGGAUACUAUCAGGAGUCGGGGAGAGCUGGCAGGGAUGGAGAGAUCUCCCACUGCAUUCUCUUCUACUCAUACACUGACGUCCACCGCAUCAAGAGGAUCAUCAGUAUGGACAGAGAAGGUGACAGACACGCCAAGGCCACUCAUUUCAACAACCUACACAGCAUGGUGCAAUUCUGUGAGAAUUUGUUGGAGUGCAGACGAAUUCAGCUGCUGGCGUACUUUGGGGAACUGACCUUUAACAAAAGCUUCUGUAAAGAGCAUCCUGACGUCAGCUGUGACAACUGCUACAAGCCCAACCAAUACAAGAUUAGGGACGUGACUGAGGAUGUGAAGAAGAUUGUCAGGUUUGUCCAGGAGAACUGUGAGAACGUUGGAUCUCGUUGCGGCAGGAUGGGCCAGCAGAUCAGGCUGACGCUCCACAUGCUCGUAGAUAUUUUCAUAGGGUCCAAAUCUGCCAAGAUACAGAAGGGAAUGUUUGGGAUGGGAGGAGCUUACUCCCGGCACAAUGCUGACCGUCUCUUUAAGAAACUGGUCCUGGAAACCAUCUUGGUGGAAGACCUCUACUUCACCAACAAUGGCCAGACUGUUUCUUACACAUCUGCUGGACCAAAGGCCAUGAACGUAUUGUCUGGGCACAUGCAGGUGGAGUUUUAUGAGACAGAAAGCGCAUCAAGCAUCAGGAAACAAAAAGCUGCGGUAUCUAAGAAUGUCUCCCAGAGAGAGGAGAUGGUUCAGAAGUGUCUGAAGGAGCUGGCAGAUCUGUGUAAACAGCUGGGCAAAGCGUUUGGCAUUCACUAUUACAACAUUUUCUCCACGACCUCGUUGAAGAAAAUAGCUGAAAAACUUUCCUCUGAUCCCGAAGUCCUUUUACAAAUUGAUGGUGUGACAGAGGACAAACUGGAGAAGUACGGAGCUGAAGUCAUUCAGGUGCUACAGAAAUAUUCUGAGUGGCAGCUACCCGCAGAGGAGCAGUCUGAGAGCGCUGGAGACGGGUGGAUAGACACAACAAGAGGCCACACAUAUGAAGAUGAGGAUGAGUCCUCCACCUACUUCCCUAAUCAGGCUGCUCAGGGACAGAAGAGAAAGAAAGCUCCAUUCUUCAAAUAUGCAAAGAAGAGAAAAGGAUAUGGCAACGGAAGCUCCAGUUCCAAAGGUCGCGGUUCACAAAGCGCAGGUCGAGGGUCCAGGAGUUCAGCGGGAGGUGCUCCAGCAGGCAGACGUCCAGGAGUCUUGUCUGCUCCGAUGCCUCAAAGCAACAAGCGGCCCUUCUUAAAACCCACCUUUUCCCACAUGACGUAAGGACUCUUCAGGCAGAAAGCUGCUGCUUUGCUGCACUUAUGAACCUGUAUCCACUCUCUAAACCAGAACUUUUUACUAAAACUGCGUUCAAGUUGUGUACAGCCAUCACAUUGUAUCUCCACUGAUCUAUUCAAUCUGUACAAAUUGUGAAAUUUAACGUUCAUUCCCUCACUGACUGUCGCACAAUUCUUUUCUUUAUAUUAAAGUCAGAUUUAAAUUA
Messenger RNA from Menidia menidia (Atlantic silverside), 4519 nucleotides. NCBI's taxonomy places the organism in Eukaryota, Metazoa, Chordata, Actinopteri, Atheriniformes, Atherinopsidae. The record is from the annotation of a GenBank genome assembly.